Messenger RNA from Leptosomus discolor (cuckoo roller), 231 nucleotides. The record is from RefSeq and is a predicted model, not a curated record. NCBI's taxonomy places the organism in Eukaryota, Metazoa, Chordata, Aves, Leptosomiformes, Leptosomidae.
GUGAAACCUCAGCUAGAAGAAAAAGAAGGGAAAACGUUUGAUGUCUUCACUGCAGUGGAGUUUAAAACUCAGGUGGUUGCUGGAACAAACUACUUCAUCAAGGUCCAUGUUGGCAAUGAUGAGUUCAUGCACCUGCGGGUGUUCAGAAGCCUUCCUCACGAGAGUAAGCCGCUGAGUCUCCACAGUUACCAGAGCAGCAAGGCUAAGCAUGAUGAACUGGCUUUUUUCUAG